AUGCUUUAUGUUUUGAAUUCCAUGAAACCCAAAGCUUCUGUUUCUCUAAUUCAAAUUCACCUGAGGUGUGCAUCCUCAUUAAUGCAAGCCCACCUGAAACAACCUUUUUCUCAUAACCCAUUCUUAAAAUCAGAUAGAAACAUCCUCAUAAACCGACUCUGUAGAGACAAUAAAUUGAAAGAAGCCAUAGACGUUUUAUGCCAACAGGGACAAUUGAAGCAAGAAAGUCAAAUCCUAGACGUUUUAGAUCAUUCUUUAACCUGCCCAUCUGCUUCAAUAUAUUCUUCCCUUCUACAACUAUGCCUUCAACAACGAGCACUCGAGGAAGGUAGAAGGGUCCAUAACCACAUUACGAGAUCCCGUUUUGGUCCUGGGGUGUUUAUCUGUAAUCGCCUCCUUUUCGUGUACACGAAGUGUGACAGCCUGGUCGAUGCCCAGAAGCUGUUUGAUGAAAUGACUGAUAGGGAUUUGUGUUCUUGGAACACCAUGAUUGCCGGUUAUACAAAGAUGGGUCAGCUCAAUAAAGCUCGCCAACUGUUUGAAGAAAUGCCUGACAAGGAUAAUUUUUCUUGGAGUGCAAUGAUCUCCGGGUAUGCUCGCAAUGACCAACCCAGGGAAGCUUUGGAGUUGUAUAGAAAAAUGCAAAGAAACGAAAAACUGAAAUGUAACAAGUUCACGGUAUCUAGUGCUCUUGCGGCUUCUGCUGCUGUUCCGUGCCUUCAGAGUGGGAAAGAGAUUCAUGGUCAUAUACUUCGAACUCUGUUGGAUUCAGAUGACGUAGUUUGGAGUGCAUUGUCAGAUAUGUAUGGGAAAUGUGGAAGUGUAGAUGAAGCGCGGCACAUCUUUGAUAAGAUGUUGGACCGAGAUGUUGUUUCAUGGACUACGAUGAUAGGAAGAUACCUUGAAAGUGGGAGAAUGAAAGAGGGGUUUGAGUUAUUCUCUGACCUUUUGAGUUCAGGGGUCAGACCUAAUGAAUUUACAUUUGCUGGGAUUUUGACUGCUUGCUCAACUCAAGCUGCAGAGGAUGUUGGGAAACAGGUCCAUGGGCACAUGACUCGGAUUGGGUUUGAUCCGGUCUCAUUUGCUGCUAGUGCGCUUGUCCAUCUGUAUUCGAAGUGUGGAAACAUUGAGAGUGCACAAAAAGUUUUUAAAACAAUGCCUCAACCAGAUCUGGUCUCCUGGACUUCCAUGAUUGUUGGUUAUGCACAGAAUGGUCAACCCGAGGAAGCUGUUCAGUACUUUGAAUUGCUACUCAAAUCAGGUACUAAGCCUGAUCAUGUUACAUUUGUUGGGGUCCUUUCUGCAUGCACCCAUGCUGGAUUAGUUGAUAAAGGCUUUGAGUAUUUCCGUUCAAUUAAAGAGAAACAUGGGUUGACAUACACAACUGAUCAUUAUGCUUGCAUAGUUGACCUGCUUGGUCGUUCUGGCCGAUUUGAGGAAGCUGAAGAGAUUAUUGAUAAUAUGCCAAUGAAGCCUGAUAAGUUCUUAUGGGCGUCAUUACUUGGUGGUUGUAGAAUUCAUGCAAACCUUAGACUGGCAAAACGAGCUGCAGAAGCAUUGUUUGAAUUAGAGCCUGAGAAUGCGGCGACCUAUGUCACAUUGGCCAACAUCUAUGCCACCAAUGGCAUGUGGGACGAAGUGGAGAAGAUCAGAAUGACUAUGGAUGACAGAAGGGUGGUUAAAAUACCAGGUUCAAGUAAGAUCAAGAUCAAAGGAAAGGUCCAUGUAUUCUUGGUGGGAGACGAAACACACCCCCAAACUGAGGAAAUCCAUGAAUUUCUGGAGAAUCUGUCAAUUAGAAUUAAGGAAGAAGGGCAUAUUCCUGACACAUAUUUCGUACAGUAUGAUAUGGGAGAAGAGCAUAAGGAUAUUGACACUGUCAAGAUAUAAAGAUAAAAGGCCCAACAGCUAGUGAAGAACUUGAAGAAUAUUACCUGAUGCAGAAUGACUGGUGGCUGGGGGUAGUAGUUGUAUCAACUGCGUCUGAUUUAGUUCUGCUAGUUGGGUACCGGCUUAUAUAUACGGGACCCCACUU
This is a messenger RNA of Telopea speciosissima, 2035 nucleotides long. RefSeq names its product pentatricopeptide repeat-containing protein At4g37170-like. Gene Ontology annotation, biological process: RNA modification. NCBI's taxonomy places the organism in Eukaryota, Viridiplantae, Streptophyta, Magnoliopsida, Proteales, Proteaceae. Gene Ontology annotation, molecular function: protein binding; RNA binding. Bases 1 to 1890 code for a protein of 629 amino acids. The transcript is spliced from 2 exons. The record is from RefSeq and is a predicted model, not a curated record.